AUGGCUAGUUCCAAGGUGCUAGCUGUUGCUUUCUUGGUUAUGCUCUUUGUGGAGCUUGCAUUUGCCGCAAGAUCAUCAAAAGAGGUCUUUGGUAGAGGAGGUGGUGGUGGAGGAGGAGGAGGAGAAGGAGGAGGUGGAGGAGGUGGUUCUGGACCUGGUUCAGGUUCAGGGUAUGGUUCGGGUUCAGGAUAUGGCUCGGGAUAUGGUGGUUCAAAAGAAGGAUAUGGUAGUGGUGGUGGUGGAGGAGGAGGAGAAGGUGGAGGUGGUGGUGGCGGUUCUGCUGGUGGGUAUGGUUCCGGAUAUGGGUCUGGCAGUGGCUCAGGGUACGGGUCUGGAGGAGGGAUAGGAAAGGGUGGAGGUGGCGGAGGUGGUGGUGGCAAAGGUGGUGGUGGAGGUGGUGGUAGUGGGACAGGAAUUGGUUCUGGCUACGGAAGUGGUAGUGGCUCCGGAUAUGGAAGUGGAAGUGGUAAAGGAGGAGGAGAGGGUGGUGGUGGUGGUGGGGGAGGAGGUGGAGGUAGGGGCAAUGGUUCCGGCUACGGUAGUGGCUCUGGCUACGGGUCUGGAUAUGGUGGCGGUUACGGCGGUGAUGAACCAUGA
Molecule: messenger RNA, 597 nt
Organism: Ilex paraguariensis (yerba mate)
Lineage: Eukaryota; Viridiplantae; Streptophyta; Magnoliopsida; Aquifoliales; Aquifoliaceae
Source: the annotation of a GenBank genome assembly